AUGGAUAAACCAGCGCACUGGCGCGAGGUGCCAUCCUCAAGUCUCUGCGAUUUAAUCGAAAGUUCCAUGGGUACCCAAGAUUGCUCUUAUGAUGCGCAAAGACGGCGUCAGCUUGAGGAGCAGGUGAACGCGCUUGAGGUGAAGCUCGGCGACCUACACGCCACCGACGUCUCAAGCCUUAGGCGAGCAUACAAGACCCUUGCGCAGCAUGUACAGGCUCUAGAUGUGGAGAGCAAGGCAAGUGAACAGACGGGCAUCUGUUCGUCGCCACAUCUCCCCUCGCUUCUGGACAAGACCAACGCACCCUCCGUGACUUCCGACUUCGUGGCGCAGCAGAUACAGCGACUGGCGGCUGCAACGGCGGCGGUGUACGCAGUCGGAAGGCUGCUGCGAGCGUUACGAAUUCCGGCGGCGGGCCGCACAACUGCUGGGCUGGCGUUGCUCGGUCUCUGCUACACGGGCGUGCGGCUGGUGGCGGCGACUGUGCAGCGGCUGGGUACGACGGCGGCGCGGCGGCGGCGUGCACGGGAUGAGCUGCGCCGCGAUCUUCGAGCAUUGCGGGAGCGCGUGCAGGUGAUGGCAGACCUAGUGGAAAGCGGCCUCCGUCUGCACGGGCUGCACGCCUCACAACAGUCCCAGCUCCAGCUGCUGCAGCAACAGCUUCAACAAGAACAGCAGCAGCUGCAGCAGCAGCAACGGCCUUUCGCUCUAUUUGGCGGCGGCCGCCCCACUCCCCCGGGCGGCGCCGCCGCACAGCCGCCGGGCCUACCGGCUGCCACUGCGGCACCGGAUAUGGCUUAUGGAUAUGAUGCUGGGGCGGGGGCCGAGGCCGAUGAUAGCGGGUGGUGACCGGAGCACGAGGCAAUGGCGCAGGCGGCCUUGCCUGCCCUUGAAGCCGCAUUACCCAGUCCACGAGAAAAAGAAAGAUGUAAAUGUGUGCGCAGGAUAUUGCGCAGAUGUCCGUAUAUGGGAUGGUUACAUCGUGUGUAGCAACCCGUCUCUGGUCGCACUGCGUACGCGGUAUGUACGGAGGGACGUACGGAAAUAUAUAUAGAGAUCUUCUGUUAACGUUUUCUGACGUGUGCGCCUUAUGGCUCCUACGGUCAAUGGUGAAUUUAUGCAAGCAGAUAGGCGUUCUACACGAUGCCGUAUCGGCCUCGGCGGUGUUUGCUGACCUGGUUUAUGCCCACCUUCGGUUUCGAUUAUUGCUAUCGGUUCCGUACUCCCGCAGCAUGCAGCCUUUUUGUGAUCUGGAACUGGGUCGCCGGGGGCUCCGGAGCCCUUGGGAUUUCUGUCCUGGUUGAUUUGAGUAGCACGGUUACCUCCUUAUGGGCUCUACGUGUGAAGGUUGCGGUGGGCGUGGUGCAUCUUUCGUACGGCAGGCGGGUGCUAUGAAGUACGCAAGCUGCUCGUUUGUACAAUUAAUUUGGCCAAUGCUCGGGGCCUCCGAAGAGUUGCAGUGUGCCGCGCGGCUGUGGGGCGGAUUGCUGAAGC
This is a messenger RNA of Volvox carteri f. nagariensis, 1494 nucleotides long. RefSeq lists its product as uncharacterized. The record is from RefSeq and is a predicted model, not a curated record. NCBI's taxonomy places the organism in Eukaryota, Viridiplantae, Chlorophyta, Chlorophyceae, Chlamydomonadales, Volvocaceae. The transcript is spliced from 7 exons. The coding region runs from base 1 to 849 and encodes 282 amino acids.